AUGCUCAUGUUUGUGGUGCUACGAGCAUACACUAGAGUAUUUGUGACACGCCUAUUCGGCAUAGACGACUAUCUCUGCCUUUUGUCGGCUGCUAGUGUCACCACCGCCAGCGCAUUUUUACUAUCUAUUCUUGGCGAUCCCCUUGGGCCUCAUCAGUGGAACGUCCCAUUAACAGCCAUUACCCACAAAUAUGUAGUGAACUCUUUUGUCGCGGUGUGCAUGUAUGCCGUCAGCUCAAUGUUUACCAAAUGCACGCUCCUUGCGUUUUACCUCCGGGUGUUCCAACCCAAUAGGACGGCCAGGAUCAUGGCGUGGGCGGGUAUAGUAAUCAUUGUGCUUUUUUACGUCGUCAGUAUCAUCUACCUCUUGGUUCAAUGCGUCCCAGUGGACCAAGAGCUCCCCGGUCUCGACCCGACGGAAUGGGAGGAACGAGCACGCAACAACCGCUGCGGGCGGCGAAGCAUCGACGUCUCUGCCGCACAAGGUCUGGUCGGUGCUGUUACGGACCUUUACGUUCUCGCAAUACCCAUUAGCUCUGUACUUGCUCUUCGCCUCCAGAAGAAGCGUAAACUCGGUGUCCUAGGCAUUUUCUUGACUGGCUUGCUGGCAUGCAUCUGCUCUGCUGUUGCCGCAUACUAUCGUUGGGGGUCAAGAGAUACGAAUGACUACACAUGGGACUCGGUGCUACUUUGCUCUUUGGCCUCAGCUGAGCUCAAUGUGGGCAUCAUAUGCAGCUGCAUGCCGAUAGUGUUCGUGCUUUUCAGAGGCUCUGCCACAUUCAGUCCCUGGAGUUCUCUUGUGCGAUAUCUUAGGACUCGAGGCAGACACAGCGCGGGCACGAACUCCAACCAGCCCAAAGAUCCUUUUUCCGGACUCUCAGACGAGGAUCCAACGCUUCCACAGUUCCAACGCAGGCGGCUGACAGGCCUUCACACCUUUAUCCAUAAAUCUCAUCGCUCACCCCCACCACAGGGCAUUACUGUCAUGACCGAACUGUCGACUUACAGGACUCUAGCUUCUGUCGAGGAUACAUAUCAUGAGCAGUUGAAGCGCACAUACCUCGAAGGCUAUCAUGCCAAAUACUCCAUUUCCUCCGAGUCGCACGCCGCUCUAAACGCAAAUUCCGCACCUCGGGCUUAUUUUGCCGGUCCGGCCGAGUUCUGUUCGCAGGCAUAUAGCCACGAUCAGGCCUACCCAUCUGCCCACAUGAGCCGUCCAUCACACGAGAUCUCCUCGACUGAGCAAUCUACAGUGGGCCGUGCAAUCUGA
This is a messenger RNA of Diaporthe citri, 1269 nucleotides long. RefSeq lists its product as uncharacterized. Lineage: Eukaryota; Fungi; Ascomycota; Sordariomycetes; Diaporthales; Diaporthaceae. The record is from RefSeq and is a predicted model, not a curated record. Bases 1 to 1269 code for a protein of 422 amino acids. The transcript is spliced from 6 exons.